This is a messenger RNA of Dichomitus squalens LYAD-421 SS1, 711 nucleotides long. RefSeq lists its product as uncharacterized. The transcript has a single exon. The record is from RefSeq and is a predicted model, not a curated record. NCBI's taxonomy places the organism in Eukaryota, Fungi, Basidiomycota, Agaricomycetes, Polyporales, Polyporaceae. Bases 1 to 711 code for a protein of 236 amino acids.
AUGGCAACCGCGCUCAGGCAGACGUACGCCUCUUUCCUACGAAAAGUCACUGAACAAGUCAAGGACGGGCAACAUUUGUAUCUGGAGAUGCAGGACCUUCUGAUCGAGCUCAUUGGGAUCUCCGGAUACCUAGCCUUCUUCGAUAGGCCUAGCCAGUCACCGCGUCCGCGUAUUGUGGAGGCGACGACACAGUACCUCCGGGUGCUCUCGAAGAGAAAGACGGGCUCCGACAAUGUCCCUACAAAGACUCGUCUUCACGCUUGGGGUGCUCUCAGUAGCAUUGCGCAGCUACACUUCUACUCGACGACUGACCUGUUGCAGGACGACAAUCCAGUGCGUCAUUUCCGCUUUGACGGGGUAACCCCGGAUGCCAUAGCGGUGGGCUUCAUCCUGAUCCUCCGCACCUGGGUCAGGUCCCAGAAUGGAGAGCACGAGGUUCACUGCGAAGGAUGCGAACGCAACGAGAUGCCAGAGACGUCGAUAGUCGUCCUUCCAGUUGUGUUGAUGGAAGCUGCGUUGGACAUGAUGGCGCAGAUUAGCGACGACGACGACGAAGUGGCGAAGGCGAUAUACAGCCGGCUACUUCACCAUCAGCUCGAGCCUCUGCUGCAAACCACCAGCCUCUACACGGCGGGCGACGCUGGAGCGUUGGCAAGGAAGCUGCUAGCUCGCGUACAGGGAAUGUCCUCUGAAGGGGAUCCAACACUUUGA